Molecule: messenger RNA, 878 nt
Organism: Nymphaea colorata (pocket water lily)
Lineage: Eukaryota; Viridiplantae; Streptophyta; Magnoliopsida; Nymphaeales; Nymphaeaceae
Product: probable WRKY transcription factor 50
Exons: 3
Coding region: 109-735 (208 amino acids)
Biological process (GO): regulation of DNA-templated transcription
Molecular function (GO): DNA-binding transcription factor activity; sequence-specific DNA binding
Source: RefSeq, a predicted model, not a curated record
CCGAGCGCUCCUUCCGUGGUGUACAAGGCAGAGCAAAGCCCCAGAGGAACCCGCCAAUCCGGCACCCCUUGCUGUUUUUUCGAUCGGGAUCACCGUUAAGCAUCCCCGAUGAUGAAGUUCUGCACAGAAUUGCCGGCGUACCUACCGGAAAAUUUUCCGGCUGCAGACAAUGGCUCCUCCUUCCAGCUGCCUGACAUCCUCGACUUCAGCGACCCACUAAUCGACGGUGAGUUGUUUGAAGGCAGGGAAAUUGACGGGAACCUACAGUUUCCGGCCUUGGAUUCAAGCCAGCCAAACAAGAUCGGCGAUUCUCAAGCAAAUAAACAGACGGGUGGGCGUGGCUCCAGGAAAAGAAAAUCAGAUGGACUUGGCCUUAAGGUCGCUUUUAAGACAAUGUCGGAUGUUGAAGUCUUGGACGACGGCUACAGAUGGAGGAAGUACGGGAAGAAGAUGGUUAAGGACAACCAAAACCCUAGGAACUACUAUCGGUGCUCCCAUGGAGGAGGCUGCAGCGUGAAGAAAAGGGUUGAAAGAGACAGAGACGACCCAAGAUUCGUGGUCACCACUUAUGAGGGUACGCACAACCACGAGUGCCCCUACGUCAUUUACUACAUCACACCACAACAUGUUUGUGAUGUAGGCGUCAACGAUGCAGCUCAGAUUCCUUUCCUCUCUCACGGUGCACCAUAUGCCGGCCGUGGGGGAUUCUACCUGUCGAACUAUAUAGAGAGCUAGAACAGAGCAACGCAUCGCCAAUCACAACUCUUUCAUAAUAGAAUAAUCGGUCCGUUGUUGAUUCCCAAUAUCAAUGUGAAUUGACGCCGGCCAUCUCAUCUUCUUGUGUGAUAUAUAGAUAUUAUGAAUGCAAAAUCUACUUG